AUGUAUAACCACAAACAUGCGUUGUGGCCUCAAACGUAUGAUAAUGCCUCAGUCUCUUUCAUCCUGCUGUGCUCUGCUUGUGUCUUUUUCAUGAUCCCAGGGUUAGGGUUUCUAUACUCCGGCUUGGCCCGUAGAAAAUCUGCCCUAGCUUUGAUCUGGGUUGUCUUGAUGGCCACAGUGGUAGGGAUGAUCCAAUGGUAUUUCUGGGGUUACUCUCUAGCAUUCUCCCUUAGUGCUCCUGAUAAUAAGUUCAUCGGUAACUUGGACUCCUUCGGGUUCAGAAACGUCUAUGGGACCAAGAUGACUACAGCUAGCGAUGGAUCAUAUCCUGAAUUGGCCUUUGCCAUUUUCCAAAUGAUGUUUCUUUGUGUCACUUUAAGUAUUGUGGCAGGUGCCACUGCAGAAAGAGGUCGUCUCUUGCCUCAUAUGUUGUUUUUGUUUUUCUUUGCAACUGCUGUAUAUUGCCCAAUCACUUACUGGAUUUGGGCUCCAGGUGGUUGGUGUUAUAGAUGGGGGGUCCUUGAUUGGGCUGGGGGUGGUCCCGUGGAAAUUGUCAGUGCUGUAGCUGGGUUUGUCUAUUCGUACUUCUUGGGUAGAAGAAAGGAAAACCUAUUGAUCAAUUUCAGACCGCAUAAUGUUUCCAUGGUUACGUUGGGAACAGGUAUUCUUUGGUUCGGUUGGCUCUUGUUCAAUGGGGGUACUUCAUUAGCUCCCAAUCUGAGAUCCGUCUAUGCAUUCAUGAACACUAACUUAAGUGCUGCUAUGGGUGGUAUUGUUUGGUGUUUGAUCGAUUUCCGAUUAGAAAGAAAAUGGUCCACUGUAGGUCUAUGUUCAGGAUUGAUCUGUGGUCUUGUUGCGGCAACACCUUCUUCCGGAUGUAUUCCAUUAUAUGGUUCUAUCGUACAAGGUGUAGUGGCAGGUGUAGUUUGUAAUUUUGCCACCAAGAUUAAAUACUAUUUGAAAGUCGACGAUGCACUUGAUUUGUUAGCAGAACACGGUAUAGCCGGUGUCAUUGGUUUAUUAUUUAAUGCAAUCUUUGGUGCAGAUUGGGUCAUUGGUCUUGAUGGAACCACCUAUCAUCAUGGUGGUUGGAUCUCCCAUAAUUGGAAACAGAUUUAUAAACAAAUUGCAUAUAUCGGUGCAGUAGCUGGAUAUUGUGCUGCUUGUACCGCUGUAUUAUGUAUUGUUAUUGAUAAGAUACCCGGUUUACAAUUGAGAGUCGAUGAAGAAGCUGAAAGAAAUGGUCUAGAUGAAGAUCAAAUCGGUGAAUUCGCCUAUGAUUAUGUAGAAGUGAGAAGAGAUUAUUACCAAUGGGGGGUAGAUAACGAUUAUUAUUGGGAUCAUAGAAAUGAUGAAAAUGAAGACGAAGAAGACGAUGACGAAGAAGUAGAUGAAUCCACCACUUCAAAUACAUAUACCCCUAAAUCAACAGAUGAAGAUGAUGACGAUUCCACCACAAUUGAAUCAGAUACUGCUUCCUCUCCUGAAUCUUUUACUCCUCAUCAUUCUCAUCGCCACCACCAUAACCAUUCACAUUCGCGUUCUCAUUCAAGAGCUCAUUCCCACCAUCAUAGUUAUCACCAUACCAAACAAUCAAGUCGUACUUCAAAUGAAAUGCCCGACAGUACUUCAAUGGAAGUACCCAAUUCAAAUAUUAUUUCACAUUCAAACCGUAAGUCAAAUGAAAUCUUGCAAGAUAUCCACCCUUCAGAGUCAGCCGAUCUCGCAAACAUCCAUACCUCAGAUCCUACUGAAAAUGCUCAAGAGAUCGAAUUACAAGAAGUUUAA
Messenger RNA from Henningerozyma blattae CBS 6284, 1788 nucleotides. RefSeq names its product ammonium transporter. The record is from RefSeq and is a predicted model, not a curated record. Gene Ontology annotation, molecular function: ammonium channel activity. Gene Ontology annotation, biological process: ammonium transmembrane transport. Gene Ontology annotation, cellular component: plasma membrane. The transcript has a single exon. The coding region runs from base 1 to 1788 and encodes 595 amino acids. NCBI's taxonomy places the organism in Eukaryota, Fungi, Ascomycota, Saccharomycetes, Saccharomycetales, Saccharomycetaceae.